This is a messenger RNA of Amphiprion ocellaris (clown anemonefish), 1704 nucleotides long. Its product is annotated as E3 ubiquitin-protein ligase HUWE1. Lineage: Eukaryota; Metazoa; Chordata; Actinopteri; Pomacentridae. The record is from RefSeq and is a predicted model, not a curated record. The transcript is spliced from 5 exons. The coding region runs from base 143 to 1375 and encodes 410 amino acids.
ACAGGUUGGUCCACUGGUCGAUGCUGAUAUAAAAACGCCGGUCUAUUAAACAGCAGACACAAGCCAGGAGGCAGCAUCCGUCAGGUGAUAAAAACCAUCAAGGGAUAAAAUCCAUCAGGUGGACAAGCGCAAGUGUGCUGACAUGAAGCUGGGGUUGCUGGUGGUAUUGGCUGUGGCGGUUCUGGUGCCCAGCCUUUCGGAGAGCCGGAUUGUCUCCAAAUGUGAGCUAAAAGACCAGCUGAGUAAGGCGAUCAAACUGCCUGCACGGCUUGAGAGGCACAGGGAGAUAAUCCUGGAAAGAGUUACCUACAGUAUAUAUAGGGUGUCUCGUCUGAACACCAGCCUGGUCAGGGUGUUUGGCAAACGCAUGAAUACAACAGCAAAGCCAACAACGGAGGCCACAACUCCCUCAACAUCAGGAGGCAAUGGAACCACCACCGAAGAAAUGACUGGUCCAACUGAUGUCCAACCUGCUACUAAUGAGUCAAUUACCAUCAACCCAAUGAACACAAAUUCAGGAAAUGGAACCAACAGCACUGAUAGUAGCAGACGGAAGCGUGAGGCUGAUUCAGCCACAGAGGGGUCAGGGGUGGAGGAGAUCGUUGAGGAAAAAGAUGAAGAAAAUAGAGGGGAAGAUAAAGGGGAGGACAAUAUAGAAGAAGUGGAGGGCAGUGAGGACGAAGGGGAGGACAAUAUAGAAGAAGAGGAGGGCAGUGAGGACGAAGGGGAGGACAAUAUAGAAGAAGAGGAGGGCAGUGAGGACGAAGGGGAGGACAAUAUAGAAGAAGAGGAGGGCAGUGAGGACGAAGGGGAGGACAAUAUAGAAGAAGAGGAGGGCAGUGAGGACGAAGGGGAGGACAAUAUAGAAGAAGAGGAGGGCAGUGAGGACGAAGGGGAGGACAAUAUAGAAGAAGAGGAGGGCAGUGAAGAUAACGAGGAGGGCACUGAGGAGGAAGGGGAGGAGCCUAAGGAGGAGGAUGAAGGAGACGACAUGGAAGACAAUGAGAGUGGAAAACGUGAGAAGAGAUCAUUCCGCCGCAGAAAGCCCAAGCAGAAACACGGACUAAAACCUAAUAAACAACCAAGACGGGGCCCAAAACCAAAACCAAAACUGAGCCUGAAAAGAAAAUGGGCAGUUAAACUGAGACCUUGGUCCAUUGGCUUUUAUGGGCUCUUCCAGCUGUCUGACAGCUACUUCUGUGAUUCGGGUUAUCGGCCGUCCAUAAAUAGGUGCAAAACAUCCUGCACAGCCUUCACUGAUGACGACAUAUCAGAUGACAUUGCUUGCUUAGUAAAGACUCGAUACUGGUGGUAUCUGGCUAGGAAAGCCCGCCGGUAUAAUCCUGCCAAGGGGUUCUUAGAAGAGUGUAACUGAGCAGCAGCUGAGGCCUUGCAGGAUCUCACACCAGCAACUUCUUCACCAGUUCUGCAUCUGAACGGAGCUGUGAUCCUGAGCUAUCGCCAAAACGUUGUGUUGCGUUGCAUUGCUUUGUUUUAUCGUAGUAAUUAACCUGUGAGAUUUCUUUCCUAAUGUAAUUUCUAUUUCAGUUUUGUUGUGGAAAACUAACAGAUCUUGAAAGAAACCUGAUGAAAGCUGGUUAUGGUGUUGCUUUUUAUACUCAGUGAUUCUAUUGAGGGGGAAAAACAGAAUUAUUCCUGUAACUUCUGCUUUCUGUCAUCUCUUAAUAAAUACGUUUUCCUGCA